AUGCGCGAAGAAUCAGCACCGCCGGAAAAUGAACUCCAGAAAUUUGGCGAAAAGACUCCAAACAUUUCGGAACAUGAAUUACGAUUCCGGAAAUCAACCGAAAAAUUACAUGUGCCAGAUUGGUAUCGUGAACGACGUACAUUGCGUACCACCGACUUGGACACUUCGCACACAUCGACCACUUCCGAGCGCCCGACACCUUGUGGUACUCUAGUGUGUCGUAAUAUUAGUUCACCGACGUACUGUACGAAUGCUUCGUCAGCACAUCCACCUCUGUUUGUCCCUGCUUUACAGACUUAUACUACCGCCACUGCUACUCCCAGCGGUAUUUCAUUAUCGCAUGGGCCGUUGCCAUAUGUGCCUCACGGAGAUAACAAUAGUAGGGCUGCAACUCAGCAUGAAGUAUCAUCCACACGAUACAGUACUCCAUUCUCAUAUGAACAGGGUCGCUGCAGUGCACCACUGCCGCCGAUUCGUACUACUUCUUUCGCAUUUUCGACAUACAACGCACCGUUGGUGAUACCGUACGGUAUGUUCGAUAGAUACCGUGAUGAAAUUGAAGAAAUGCGUCGAAGCCGAACAUCGCUCCACCAGACUGAUGCAAGCGGAGACGCCGAUGAACGAAAGGUUUGCAUUGUGUGA
Molecule: messenger RNA, 642 nt
Organism: Gongylonema pulchrum
Lineage: Eukaryota; Metazoa; Nematoda; Chromadorea; Rhabditida; Gongylonematidae
Source: the annotation of a GenBank genome assembly